Hypoxylon fragiforme is the source of this 1975-nucleotide messenger RNA. RefSeq lists its product as uncharacterized. Lineage: Eukaryota; Fungi; Ascomycota; Sordariomycetes; Xylariales; Hypoxylaceae. Bases 374 to 1483 code for a protein of 369 amino acids. The transcript has 6 exons. The record is from RefSeq and is a predicted model, not a curated record.
UGGGAUCGUUAGUUCUAUUCGUCGGUAGCGCUUAUGCCCGUCACGCGAAAGCCUCAAGGCCUUCUAGGCUUGUUGAACAGACGUUAUUGGAGCCUGUGCCCCGGUACGGUUCACAAUCUCGACCACCGAUUUGCCAUUGCUGCAACCAUACGUUUUUUCCAUAUUGGGGUGUUGAUCAAUUUCCGGGGCGAUGGCGAAGAUCGGACAAUUAAAAUAAUCAAGGAAAAGUCCACUUAGUCUUUUGGGAUCUUGGUUUCCUUUUAAAACUUCCCGGUGCGCUGCUGCUGUGUCUGUGUAAUCUUGGCCCCCGUUCGUCCUCCUCCUGUAUGUCUCACCUUUCCGAUGUCUUGUGCUUUCGACUGGUCGUAACGUGAUGAAUCGGGGAUAUCAGUUGGCUUGCGCCAUGUGGGCGAUGACCGCCUUCACGCUUGCCUUGGUUGCCCUUCGUUUGUACACUCGUGUGAGGAUCGUCAAGUUCGUCGGCGUAGAGGAUUACAUGUAUGCAUGUACAGGUGCAUUCUUCCUCUUCUUCACCAUCUUCAUACAGAUCUCAGUCCAUCACGGACUGGGCCAAAACUACUGGCAACUCAAUAUCGACGACACCUCUAACGCCAUCUUCUGGACAUAUGUCGCGAACAGCUUCGCCAUCAUCGGAAAUGCCAUGGCGAAGUUAUCGAUGGGGCUCUUUCUACUUCGCGUAGUUCAAACGAGGUGGCACAAGAUCGCACUCUGGGGCGCUGUCAUCGUCACGACCACAACGUCAAUCGCGCUUACCAUCAUGCUCUGGAACCAGUCUACGCCGAUCAAAAUGAGCUGGGACCCGUUGCGGACGCCUGGGGUUUGGAAUAUACAGAUCCAGCCUUUGAGUGUUGGGCUCGGAGUAUGGUCCAGCGCUUGCGAUUUCUUCUUCGCUAUUUUCCCUUGGUUAUUUAUCCGAUCACUUCGCAUGUCUCGGCGAGAAAAGCUUAUGCUGGCUGGCGGGAUGAGUCUUGGAGUGAUUGCUGGAGCUUGCGGAAUCACUAGGACAGUGGUACUCUCCCGACUGAACGUCUUCAACUAUACUUUAAAUUUCGUGCCAUACUUCGCCUGGGCCGGCGCAGAGAUCGCCGUCGCCAUGGUAUGCAUCGGCGUCCCUACCCUACGGCCACUAUAUCUUAAGACCAAAGGGCUGGCCAGCGCCGCGCACAACUCAACCCGAAGUCGAAACAACAACAAUAACAACAAAAACAACAAAGAGCUACCCCGUUAUGUGAUGUACGAUCGUAAAGCGAUCACCCCGCCGCCCGUGGUGCGCGACUCGGGGUUCUCGCACACGCGGACAAGCUCCAACAUAUCGAAGCCGCCGACGGUGUACGCGAGGUCUCGGAAUGAUAGCGUGGAGGAUAUAAUAUCGGGGUAUCAGAACGAGCACGCGGGCGUGAUAUGGGUGAAAAAUGAGUUUCGGAUGGACGAGCAAGUUGUGGAUUGGCCGUUGCGCAAUUGAUGAUGAGUGAUGACUGAGGCACCAACUAGAAAAUUAGAAAUUGUAUAACUGGGUUGGUACCUACUGGGUAUGGUAUACAUCAGCAGACGCAAGUCGAUAAGGGAAUGCGGCGUUAUAUUAUUAUUAUCAUUCACACAAAUGGAUAUCCGGUUAUAUUAUCAGGGCCCCUGAGGCCAUGUCUGGUUGCAUUUCCCUUUUGAGCAUCAACUCCGGGGAAAUAUUAACAAGCAUUCAUAUAGUCUCAUAUACCAUCGUAAAAAAACUCUUGGAGAACUCCUGCGCGUAUCAGCCGCGGUCUUCGAGAAGUGUAUUUAUGUCGAUAGGUCCUGGCGCAGAUCCGGACAUUUAGGGGUUUUUCGAGAAUAUGGGGUAGAAGUCAUCCAGGAUCGCAGCUGAAUAUAAUUGGCAGUGGGUCAAGGCAUAUGGUUAUGAUUCCCCUUUUGGCUUGUAAAUCGUAACAGUGCCAGGUAUGUAAGGAGGCACAGAACGAGG